UACAUCACCUUAGUAAAUUUCUAAUCUUUAAUUAUAUAUUAUAGGUAUCAUGGUUGCUUUCUGACCCCAAAAAAAAAAAAAAAAACAAAACAAAACAAAUAGUGAUCAUCUUUUCCUAUAUUUGCAUGGCCCAUUUCUCCAGCCGAAGGCAACAACGGCCGGCCUUCUUGUAAUACACAAUUGUCUUUGCUCAGAUUCCUAGCUAGCUAGCACUUCCUAAUUCUUCUCACUUCUAUUACUAUCUAAGCCUAAACUUAUCCAACAAACUUUAUUGCUGAGAGGGAAAGACAUUAGUUAGCUAUGGAGGACGAUGCUAAGAAGUUGGAAGAAGGUCUUCAUAAGAAGGAUGAUGAGCUGAUCAAGGAGAUAGUAACGACGAGUAGUGGUCGGAAUGGUGGCAGUGAUGUCGUUGCCCAUGAUCAUGAGGAUGAGGAGAGGAAGAAAGUGGAGGCGGUGGCUCCUCUGCAAGCGAAGGAAAUCAAGGGAGAGGAGCAACCAGUUUCAGUGGUUAAGCAGAAGACCAAGAGGGUUGCUACUUUGGAUGCAUUUAGAGGCCUUACCAUAGUGGUGAUGAUAUUGGUAGAUGAUGCCGGAGGAGCAUAUGCACGUAUUGAUCACUCACCGUGGAACGGAUGCACAUUGGCCGAUUUUGUGAUGCCCUUCUUCCUCUUCAUUGUGGGGGUCGCCAUAGCUCUUGCUCUCAAGAAAAUUCCUAAGAUAAGUGAUGCAAUCAAGAAGAUUAUUUUAAGGACAUUGAAGCUUAUGUUUUGGGGAAUUAUUUUGCAAGGAGGAUACUCCCAUGCGCCCUAUGAUCUUUCUUAUGGUGUUGACAUGAAACAAAUCCGAUGGUUCGGAAUCCUCCAGAGAAUAGCAUUGGUUUACUUUGUUGUUGCUCUGAUAGAGACAGUCACCACCAAGCACAGACCAACUGUCCUUGGCCCUGGACACAUCUCUAUCUUCACUGCAUAUAAAUGGCAGUGGAUUGGAGGAUUAGUCGCGUUCCUUGUCUACAUGAUCACAACAUUUUCAUUAUACGUUCCAGAUUGGAGUUUUGUUGUAGACGAAAAACAUGUAUCAAAAGAAUUCUUGGUUAAGUGUGGGAUGAGAGGACAUCUAGGACCUGCAUGCAAUGCCGUUGGAUAUGUGGAUCGACAGGUCUGGGGCAUAAACCAUCUCUACACACAACCCGUCUGGAGACGCUUGAAGGCCUGCACACUUAGCUCUCCAAGUGAUGGUCCUCUUCGAAGGGAUGCUCCAGAUUGGUGCAGAGGGCCAUUUGAACCCGAAGGCUUGUUGAGUUCGAUUUCAGCUCUCCUUAGUGGCGUCAUUGGCAUCCAUUAUGGCCACGUUUUGAUCCAUUUCAAGGGUCAUGCGGAGAGGCUCAAACAAUGGGUCUCAAUGGCUGUUGUCUUGGUCAUCAUAGCCAUUAUUCUACAUUUUACGGACGCUAUUCCUAUCAACAAGCAACUCUACAGCUUCAGCUAUGUUUGUUUCACCGGCGGUGCAGCUGGACUAAUUUUUUCUGCAUUUUACUUGGUGAUCGAUGUUUGGCACUGCCGGAAGCCAUUUUUGCUCCUAGAGUGGAUAGGAAUGAAUGCAAUGCUGGUGUUUGUGAUGGCAGCUCAGGGCAUCUUUGCAGCAUUUGUAAACGGAUGGUAUUACGAGUCCAAAGACAACAACUUAGUGAAUUGGAUCCAGAACCAUGUUUUCAUCGAUGUAUGGCACUCGGAGAGGCUGGGAACCCUCUUAUAUGUGAUAUUUGCAGAGAUCUUGUUCUGGGGAGUAGUUGCUGGCAUCCUGCACAAACUGAAGAUAUACUGGAAGCUCUAGAAGCAAAAUUUGUUGUCACAUUCGGGAACUGAUUUCCACUCACCUCCUUUAUUUUGUUCGUUGAUUCUCCAGAGAGGUGUGCGGAAACCUUACCCUUCACGGGUUCUUUUCGGCAUGGUGUAUUUUUUUUUUUUUUCUAGUGAAUAGAUUAUUCAUGUUUUCUUAUUUUGUUUGCUUAUUAUGCAAACAGUAGUAGUAUGUGUACAAAAUUCCCCCAAAAAAGUAUGUGAAUUAUCAGUUAGUAUUGCAAAUCUUUAUAGAAAAUUAAAGUGUCCAGCAGUGCUCA
This is a messenger RNA of Malus domestica (apple), 2116 nucleotides long. RefSeq lists its product as uncharacterized. The record is from RefSeq and is a predicted model, not a curated record. NCBI's taxonomy places the organism in Eukaryota, Viridiplantae, Streptophyta, Magnoliopsida, Rosales, Rosaceae.